This is a messenger RNA of Pocillopora meandrina, 306 nucleotides long. The record is from the annotation of a GenBank genome assembly. Lineage: Eukaryota; Metazoa; Cnidaria; Anthozoa; Scleractinia; Pocilloporidae.
AUGAGAGCUAUUUCUAAAUCUUCUUCUGAAACUCAAACACUCAAGAUUUCCAUAUACCCAAAAAACAUUGUCUUAAGAGAAAUCUUUUGUCUUGCCAUUGUUUUCUUUUACCAAAUUACUGUGUACAUAAUGAAGUAUGGGGUUAUAUGGAAAUCUUGUCAAUAUCUCUAUGGUUUAGUUAUCAUUAAGUUGUUGUUGUUGUGGAGGGCUGUGUUGAUUAUGUGGACCACGCAUAUUAGCAAGUGGCAGUCUGCUCUUCAAAGAAAGAAACUAAUAAAAAUAAUUCAAGUAGAAAAAUAUCACUAA